CACCUCCAUUCUGACAACAGCAACCUGCUGCCACAACCACCAGAGGUCGUAACUCCCUCAUUACUAAUGCACACGCUUUCUCUCACACGCUUGACUUGGAGGAGUCACUAAAACCGUGCAGAAAAUUAUUUCACACCCCAACAAUACAUUGUCACAACUGGCCCUAGAAGCUGGCCUGACCUUAUCGGUUUAAGGACAAUGGUUUUUGCUCUGAGCUAAAUGUUAGACGUUUGUACUCUAUCGCGCAUCUCUCAUAGUGCCGCGCUGCGCCGCAUAGUGAUGGGUGGACCGAAGGCACCGCUCCCCGAGACCGCUUCGCUAACUGUCCAGACACGGACUGAUUGAUCACAUGUCUUGUUCACGACCGAAACUUCAACCAUGCAUUCACUGGAAACGCAAAUGGCUCCCAGUUUGAGGAGUGCGCGGAGAGAAUUCCCCAAACUGCAUACCUGCGGCGCGGCGGCUGGAGACCGGCGCUCACCGGGAUGGAUAAGAGUGCGAGAAGCAGGGUGGUUUCGGAGAACCAGGAGAAGAGAUGGAGCAGAAGGGAUGUCUGCAAACUGUCUGUUAUACAUAGGAAUGGUCAUACUUCUGUUGCAGUGUGCGCAGGCCACAGAGGAUGAGACGAACUACGACGCCUCUGGUUCUUCUGAUGUACCCAAUGACACAACAGCCUCCGCCCAUCCCAUUCACCCACUGGCCGGCUUGCUGUUGGUGGAUGAGGAGCCUUUAUCAGUCGUCCAACCAGAUGGCAGGGCUGUGUCAGAGGGGGUGGGGCUGAGAGAGCAGCCUGCCUUCUCCUCCAUACUGACCCUGCUGGCGGACAAACACCCACUGAGCUUGGUCCGAUCCAAGGCCUCGCCAACCAUCACCAAGGACAACAACCAAACCAGCCAGUGGCCUUCGGUUGCUCCCUUCUCCUCCUCUUCUUCUUCUUCUGUGGAGCCGAGCAGAGACCUGUCUGACAGCUCAGAGACAGCGAUGGAGGAGUUAACCGUGGGAACAUCCAGAGAGACAGGGGUUAAUUUCCCCAAAGACAACGAGACCAGAUUAUCCCAAACAGGGAACCUCACCUUAGCCGACAGGCCUGCACUCACAACAUCACAGAAGUCACCUUUGACCCCUCGAGAGGACACAACGACUGUAUCCCUCCAGCUCACGACCGUGACCACCACAACCAUAGCUUCAACCACAACCACAACUACAACACAGCCAAUCACAGAGAGCCCAACCACGACAACAACACGCAGAACCACCACCACCACCACCACUGCUCCAGCCUCCAGGAGGACACUGUCACCUCCAAUCCCAAAGACCAAACCCAGAGGGACGACCACCCCGUUCCCCUUCACCACCACCACGGAGGCUCCACCCCGGCAGUGCAACGUCACAGAGAAGAUCUGGGUUAAAACAAUUCUGACCAUCCAUGUGAGAAGGAACCGUCUGGACAGCAUCCAGAGACAGAACCUGCGUAGAGGGCUGACCCAGGCUCUGAGUAGAGCUCUGAAUGACACCACUGCCCAGGCUCAGGUCAGUAGGACUCACACCUACUCUUUCUUUCUCUGUAUGUAUCUCUCUGUAUCUCUCUCUGUAUGUAUCACUCUGUAUCCCUCUCUGUAUGUAUCUUUCUGUAUCUCUCUCUGUAUAUCUCUCUCUGUAUC
Molecule: messenger RNA, 1661 nt
Organism: Salvelinus fontinalis (brook trout)
Lineage: Eukaryota; Metazoa; Chordata; Actinopteri; Salmoniformes; Salmonidae
Product: serine-rich adhesin for platelets-like
Exons: 4
Source: RefSeq, a predicted model, not a curated record